Messenger RNA from Wickerhamiella sorbophila, 282 nucleotides. RefSeq lists its product as hypothetical. The record is from RefSeq and is a predicted model, not a curated record. The coding region runs from base 1 to 282 and encodes 93 amino acids. The transcript has a single exon. NCBI's taxonomy places the organism in Eukaryota, Fungi, Ascomycota, Dipodascomycetes, Dipodascales, Trichomonascaceae.
AUGGGCCAAUUGCAGCUCACGGACAGAAGCGAUCACACAUUUGACGAGGCCGGUUACAUGCAAGGCGUGCAAGCGAAAGGCUUCGAGGUGGUUGAUUCGCUCGCAUGUGACGAUGCGCCGGAAAUUGAGAUCGUGCCGUCGUUCUUGAAGAUCCCCAAGGCAAUUAUAGACCACCCACCAAAAGCAUUCUACCAGCGAGAGAGCCAGGCGUUGAUUCCCUAUAGGCCCCCGCCUGCACAAGCAAUCGAGGGCGAUGACGACGACGAUGUAAUGAAAGAAUAG